Argiope bruennichi is the source of this 3243-nucleotide messenger RNA. RefSeq names its product kelch-like ECH-associated protein 1. Gene Ontology annotation, molecular function: protein binding. The record is from RefSeq and is a predicted model, not a curated record. The coding region runs from base 337 to 2124 and encodes 595 amino acids. NCBI's taxonomy places the organism in Eukaryota, Metazoa, Arthropoda, Arachnida, Araneae, Araneidae. The transcript has 9 exons.
CAUUCUGCUCCAAAGGUUAAAGUCUUGAAAACAAUUUCUGCUGAUGUUUCUAUUUAUGUGAUACGGGAUGAAUACACUAUAAGUGAAUGACUCAACUCUUUUUUAGUAUAAAAAGAAACUGAACGUUCUUACUUAUUUGCUUAAAAGAUAGACUUCUCAUGUAUGACUGGUAGAAAAAAAGUGUCAUUACUGUUUAUGUUAUUGUUUGGACCAAAUUCAUGGAGUGCCAAAUAUGUAAUAUUUGAGUGUAUAAAAAGAAAUAGUGUUCCUUUAAAUCCACUUAUUAUGCUUUUAAUGACACUGCUGAAGAAAAGCAUUCUUAAGCAAGGUUGUUAAAUGGCCAGAAAAAAAGAACAAACUGAGAGUCAUAGACAAUGUUUUAGAUCACGAUCAAUGGAGGAAGAUGAUAAAGAAAAUUUGUGUGCAGAUGGAGCAAUGCGUUUUACAAUUGCCUCAUAUCCAAAGGAGGCAUUUGAAGUCAUGUCCCUCAUGAGACAGCAUCAGAAACUUUGUGAUGUUGAGAUUAGAGUAUCCAAUGAGAUUUUUCAUGCUCAUAAGAUUGUUCUUGCAUCAGCUAGUCCUUAUUUUAAAGCCAUGUUUACUAGUGGCUUGAAAGAAUCAGAAAUGUCUGUUAUCAACAUUCAAGGUGUGUGUCCAUUGAGUAUGGCAAUCAUUAUCCAUUUUGCUUAUACUGGACAAGUCAAAAUUGAAGAAAACAAUGUUUGUAAUCUUCUUCCUGCAGCAACAAUGUUUCAAGUGCCUCACAUUAUUGAUGCGUGCUGCUCUUUUCUAGAAAAUCAACUUGAUCCAAGUAAUUGCAUUGGUAUUGCUGAUUUUGCUUUGCAACAUAGUUGUAACAACUUAUAUGCAGUAGCAAAUCAGUUUAUUGACCAACAUUUUUCACAGGUGUCUCAAGGUGAGGAAUUUCUAGCAUUAUCAGCUCUUCAGAUGAUUAAACUGAUCAAACGUGAUGAACUGAAUGUGAGGAGUGAAAUGGAAGUUUUCAAUGCUGUUCUGCGAUGGGUGAAGCAUGAUAAACCCAGACGUUGUCCUAGAUUGUCCGAUAUUUUGAAUGCUGUGCGCUGUCACUUUUUGACACCACGGUUUCUGAAAGAACAAAUGCAAAAAUGUGAAGUGCUUAAAAAUGAACCUCAGUGCUGUGAUUACUUGAGUCGUAUUAUUCAGGAUUUAACAUCAAGGCGCAAGUAUAGUUGCAACCAACGUACUCCAAAAGUUCCAUAUGUUAUAUAUACGACUGGAGGUUAUUUACAGCAUUCUUUAAGCAACAUGGAGUGUUACAAUGCUCAAGAGAAACAGUGGUUUUCUUUAGCGGAUCUUCCAACUCCCCGCAGUGGCUUAGGAGGUGCCUUCAUCGAUGGCAAAUUCUAUGCUGUAGGGGGACGAAAUAAUUGCCUAGAUGGCAAUCAGGACUCUGAUGGUGUGGACUGUUAUGAUCCAAUUACCAACAAAUGGAAAUCUUGCUGCAAAAUGACAAUUGCAAGGAACAGAGUUGGUGUUGGAGUUUUAGAUGGACUUCUGUAUGCUGUUGGAGGAUCAAAAGCAACAACACAUCAUAAUACUGUUGAAAGAUAUGAUCCAGCAGAGGAUAAAUGGUCUAGAGUGCAAAACAUGCUCACAAGUAGGAUAGGUGUCGGUGUUGCUGUUGUAAAACGUCUUUUAUAUGCUGUGGGUGGUUAUGAUGGAAACAGCAGGCUCAAUACUGUAGAGUGCUAUCAUCCAGAAAAAGAUUCCUGGACACAGGUUGCAAGCAUGAAUACUAAUAGAAGUGGUGCAGGUGUUGUUGCUUUGGAGCAUUAUAUUUAUGCUGUUGGAGGUUAUGAUGGAGCUUUACAAUUGAAGUCAGUUGAAAGGUAUGACACAGAAACGGAUGAAUGGGUUUAUGUAUCUGAGAUGUCAUCCCCUCGUAGUGCUCUCAGUGUUGCAGUGUUAGAUGGAAAAAUUUAUGCACUAGGAGGUUAUGAUGGUACAAAUUUCUUGAAUACUGUUGAAGUAUAUGAUCCUGAGAAAGAUGCGUGGGAAGCAGCUCCAAAUAUGACCUGUGGACGUAGUGGUCAAGCAUCAGCAGUUUGGAGGGCCCCAUGUUUAGCACAUGGAAUUUCUUAAAAAGCUUGAUGUCUAUAAUUAUUGUUAUAAUUUUUUAUUGCAUUAAAUACCCAAAUAAAACUCUGGGUAUUUUUUUAUCAGGUGACAGAGCUGAUUUGCCUAAAAUUAUUAGGUUAAAAGUGUAAAUGAAUGUUAUUUGUUAUUAUUAAGUUUAUGGAUCCUUGCCAAAUCAAUUCCAAAUUUGCAUUUAAUGUUUUCAUGUUAUUAUUUUAGUCAUUUUUUUAAAUCUUUUGUCUUGCUUUCUACUUAUUUAUUGUUGUAGAUUAUAUGUGACAUUGUAAACAAAACGUGUGCGCAAAGAUUCACUGAGUAUCAGGUUGAUCAUAUUUUGAGUGUAAAUGAUGUAAUUUUAGUGCAAACAUUUGGAAUUCGUAAUUUGGUUAAUUACUUUCACUUUAAAUGAAGUGUAUUAAGUUUCUAAUCUUUAAUUAGUUAGUUUUAUAUUUUUUUAUCGAUAAAUGCUCUUUUAAAAAGUACUUCAACCGGUGAUAGCUUUUGUACAUGGGACAUUUUUGUUUUAUUUAUAGCAGAAUUUUAUUUCAUUAUUUGAUAACUAUACAAAAUGUUUAAUAAUCAAAUUUCCAUUUUUAUAGUUUUAAAAUUAUGAUUUGAAUAGAUUAUUUCAUUUAUUUUUGUUAUGAUUGACUACUUAAGUUUUGAAAUAUGUUUUUAAAAGUAAAUAUUUUAAUCUCUUUAUCCCUGGAUGUAUCGUAUGUACUUUUUUUUAUGGAUGAUAAAAAAAAAGUAAUAAAAUACAUCCAGGUAAAUAAUCUUUAAUGAAAUAUUAAAUGCUAUUAAAUUAAAAAUGGUUAUAUUAAUUAUUCUUUUCUUAUUAAAGAUUAUUGUUAUAGACUUUGCAUGAUUUUUUAUCAUUGUUGUUUUUAUGUAAAUUGCAUGUUUAAUAAUAGGCAGCUGUUGUCAAAGAUUGAUUUGGAUUUACCUUCUGAAAAUUACUAAAAAUCAUUCAAGGAAGGCAUCAAAGUUAUUUGGGAGAUUAUUAAUUUAUAUAAAAUACUGGAUUAGCAGAAUCAUUAGGAAUUAGCAAAAUUAUAUUUUAAAAGUUAUCUUAACUGUUUCUUAGAAUUUAAGAUAGAUAUCAUAAUUACAGAUUCAUGAAUA